Messenger RNA from Aspergillus homomorphus CBS 101889, 6260 nucleotides. RefSeq names its product RNA helicase SLH1. Gene Ontology annotation, molecular function: ATP binding; nucleic acid binding; ATP hydrolysis activity. NCBI's taxonomy places the organism in Eukaryota, Fungi, Ascomycota, Eurotiomycetes, Eurotiales, Aspergillaceae. The record is from RefSeq and is a predicted model, not a curated record. The transcript has a single exon. The coding region runs from base 73 to 6168 and encodes 2031 amino acids.
UUUCUCACUCUCACUUUUCGAGAUUCAAGUCGGUGAAGCCCAUUACUAGCCAGCUUGCCCCCUCUCGCCAAAAUGGAGGGUACGGGAUCCGCCGAGUCGCAGUGGCUGGCCCAACUAGCAGCCAUGCGCCAGGCCAUCGCCGACUUGAAGCUGCCUCAAGACCCCAACCCCACCAAGGAAUCCAGUUACGGAAAUGACCUGGAGCUGGAUUUUGAUGAUGACUACUCGUCUCCCGGAACCAUCGACGAUGACAUCUGGGACAUCAUUAGCUCCGAUGAUGAGUCUAGCGAGGGCUACGAUGACUUCGAUGAUCUUCCCUCCGCCCCGACAACACCAUCCGCCUAUGACCAGACAUGGCUCGAGCAGAAGUGCCACAGCCUUGUCACCAACAAGCCUGGAGUAGAUGCACACGACAUCGCACAACAGAUUACAGCAGCUCUGGCUACAGACAGUGGAGAUGACGAGCUGCAGAUGUCGCUGGCGGACAUUGUCGGCUUCGAUGACCUGGAUUUCGUGAUUGACUUGAUCGCUCACCGGUCGGAGAUCAUCUCCAGUGCGCACUCCUACCCACGAACAGAGGCGCAGACGGACGGCUUGUUUUCGGGCAGGCUACAGACACGAGCAGAGCGGGAGCAAGCCUUACGGCAACAGGAUUACGAGCACAAGAAUGCCUCGCUGCUGGAAGCACAGACUCGGACAGAACCGCACUACCCUCAUGUCUUCAAGAUGCACGAAUCUAGAAAUGUGCUUUCCCUUGGAGGGAAGAGGUAUGGACUACCCAUGGGUAGUAAGCAGAUUGAAGAGAAGAAGUAUACCGAGAUUGAGGUCCCCGCCUCCAAAACGGGCGGCAUGAUGCCCGGGCAGAAACUGGUUCCAAUCGCAUCCAUGGACGGCUUAUGCCAGGGCACCUUCCGAGGCUACAAGAACCUGAAUCGCAUGCAGAGUCUUCUAUAUGAGGUUGCCUACAGGACGAACGAGAACAUGCUCAUCUGUGCUCCCACUGGUGCUGGUAAAACAGAUGCUGCGAUGCUGACGAUCCUGAACGCCAUCGGCAAAAACACUAUCCCCAAUCCCAUUGAGCAGCCAGAGGCCACCGAGUUCGCAGUGCAGCUGGAGGAGUUCAAAAUCAUCUAUGUGGCUCCCAUGAAGGCCUUGGCAGCUGAAGUCACCGAGAAGCUCGGGAAGAGGCUCGCUUGGCUCAACAUCAAGGUUCGCGAACUGACUGGUGAUAUGCAGUUGACCAAGCGGGAGAUUGUCGAAACUCAGAUCAUCGUUACUACUCCUGAGAAAUGGGAUGUGGUCACCCGCAAGAGCACGGGCGACACGGAGCUCGUGCAGAAGGUGCGCCUGCUGAUUAUCGAUGAGGUUCAUAUGCUCCAUGAUGAGCGCGGUGCUGUCAUCGAGUCUCUUGUAGCCCGUACCCAGCGUCAAGUGGAGAGCACACAAUCGCUUAUCCGUAUUGUCGGCCUGUCGGCUACUUUGCCCAACUAUAUCGAUGUUGCCGACUUCCUCAAAGUCAACAAGAUGGCAGGUCUGUUCUACUUCGAUCAAUCGUUCCGUCCUGUGCCGCUUGAGCAACACUUCAUUGGCGUUAAAGGGAAGCCUGGCUCCAAGCAGUCGCGCGAGAACAUCGAUGUUGUAGCUUUUGAGAAGGUUCGUGAUAUGCUCGAGAGAGGCCACCAGGUCAUGGUGUUUGUACAUUCACGAAAGAAUACUGUUCUCACGGCUCGGAUGCUUCGUCAAAUGGCCAGCGAGGAAGGUUGCGAGAAUCUGUUCAGCUGUCAGGACGAAGAAGGAUACUCCAAUGGCCUGGCAGAUGUGAAACGCAGCCGUGCUCGCGAGCUGCGGGAACUGUUCGCCGGUGGUCUGGGAACUCAUCAUGCUGGAAUGAGUCGAAGUGACCGUAACCUAAUGGAACGUCUAUUCUCAGAAGGGUUGAUCAAGGUUCUUUGCUGUACUGCGACUCUUGCGUGGGGUGUCAACCUUCCCGCGGCCGCAGUUGUCAUUAAGGGUACCCAACUCUACAAUCCGCAGGAGGGUAAAUUCGUCGACUUGGGUAUCCUGGACGUAUUGCAGAUUUUUGGUCGUGCUGGUCGUCCCCAGUUCCAAGACACUGGUAUCGGUUUCAUUUGUACCACCCACGAUAAAUUGAAUCACUACAUCUCCGCAGUCACGUCUCAGCAGCCGAUUGAAUCCAGGUUCUCCAGCCGCCUCGUGGACAACUUGAAUGCGGAAAUCUCACUUGGUACCGUCACUUCGGUUCCAGAAGCCGUGCAAUGGUUGGGAUAUUCGUAUCUGUUUGUUCGCAUGCUACGUGAGCCCCGCAAUUAUGGUAUUGACUGGGCCGAGAUACGUGAUGACCCGAUGCUGGUUCAGAGACGCCGUCAACUGAUCAUUCAAGCGGCACUCGUCCUUCAAAAGAGCCAGAUGAUCAUCUACAAUGAGAAAACAGAGGACCUCAGGGCGAAGGACGUGGGCCGCAUCGCAAGCCAGUACUAUGUUCUACAGACUAGCGUCGAGAUUUUCAACAACAUGAUGAGACCACGUGCAACUGAAGCCGAUGUGCUGAGCAUGAUCAGCAUGAGUGGUGAAUUCGACAACAUUCAAGCGCGUGAAAGCGAGUCGAAAGAACUCAAUAGGCUACGAGACGAGGCUAUCCAAACUGAAGUGGAGGGUGGAAACGACUCGCCUCAUGCUAAGACUAAUAUCUUGCUACAGUCGUACAUCUCCCGUGCUAGGAUCGAGGACUUCGCUCUGGUAUCGGAUACCGGCUAUGUCGCGCAGAACGCCGCUCGUAUCUGUCGUGCUCUGUUCAUGAUUGCGUUGAAUAGACGCUGGGGCUACCAAUGUCAGGUGCUUCUGUCCAUGUGUAAAUCGAUUGAAAAGCAAAUGUGGCCUUUCGACCACCCGUUCCAUCAGUUUGAUCUGCCCCAACCAAUCCUUAGGAACUUGGAUGAGAAGCUCCCGACUUCGGCUAUCGAAUCCUUGAGAGACAUGGAAACGGCAGAGAUCGGGCAGCUCGUUCAUAAUCACCGUAUGGGCAAAACUCUCUCAAAGCUCCUGGACAACUUCCCCACGCUAGGCGUCGAAGCUGAAAUUGCACCGCUGAAUCGUGAUGUUCUGCGGAUUCGCCUUCUACUCUACCCAGAAUUCACUUGGAAUGACAGACAUCAUGGCGCCUCCGAGUCGUAUUGGGUUUGGGUUGAGAAUUCGGAAACGUCCGAGAUUUACCACCAUGAGUACUUCAUUCUGAGCCGGAAGAAGCUCAAUGAUGAGCAUGAGUUGAACUUCACAAUCCCUCUUUCGGAUCCGUUGCCAAGUCAAAUCUACGUUCGAGCGAUCUCAGACCGUUGGCUGGGUGCUGAAACGGUUACACCAGUGUCUUUCCAGCAUCUGAUUCGUCCAGAUACGGAGAGCGUGUACACGGAUCUACUCAACCUCCAGCCUUUGCCCAUCUCUGCCUUGAAGAAUCCGAUUCUGGAGGAGCUUUACGGACAACGCUUCCAGUUCUUCAACCCUAUGCAAACACAAAUCUUCCACCUUCUGUAUCAUACUGCUGCCAAUGUUCUGCUUGGUUCUCCGACAGGUAGUGGAAAGACGGUGGCCGCAGAGCUGGCAAUGUGGUGGGCUUUCAGAGAGAAGCCCGGCUCCAAGGUUGUGUAUAUCGCGCCCAUGAAAGCGCUUGUGCGUGAGCGAGUUCAAGACUGGAAGAAACGUCUGACAAUUCCUAUGGGACUCAAGUUAGUUGAGUUGACCGGUGAUAACACUCCGGACACUCGCACGAUCCGAGAUGCAGAUAUUAUCAUCACCACUCCCGAAAAAUGGGACGGUAUCUCGCGUAGUUGGCAGACUAGGGACUAUGUGCGCAAGGUGAGCUUGGUAAUCAUCGAUGAGAUUCACUUGCUCGGUGGCGACCGAGGACCUAUUCUGGAGAUCAUUGUGUCUCGAAUGAACUACAUCGCAUCUCAAUCCAAGGGUUCUGUGCGGUUGAUGGGCAUGUCUACUGCCUGUGCUAACGCCAGCGAUCUUGCGAACUGGUUGGGUGUUAAGGAGGGCCUCUACAACUUCCGGCAUUCAGUGCGCCCAGUGCCCCUCGAGAUCUACAUCGAUGGAUUCCCGGAGCAGCGUGGCUUUUGUCCCCUCAUGCAGUCGAUGAACAGACCGACAUUCCUGGCUAUCAAGAAUCACUCACCCGACAAGCCAGUCAUCGUGUUUGUUGCGUCUCGCCGACAAACUCGUCUAACUGCUAAAGACCUGAUCAACUACUGUGGUAUGGAGGACAACCCUCGACGCUUUGUCCGCAUGUCGGAAGAGGAUCUGCAGUUGAACCUUACCCGAGUCAAGGAUGACGCUUUACGAGAGGCGCUGAGCUUCGGAAUCGGUCUGCACCAUGCUGGUCUGGUGGAAUCUGACAGACAACUAGCCGAGGAGCUCUUCGCGAACAAUAAAAUUCAGAUCCUGGUGGCGACAAGUACUUUGGCAUGGGGUGUCAACCUUCCCGCGCAUCUUGUUGUCGUCAAGGGCACUCAGUUCUUCGAUGCCAAGAUCGAGGGCUACAGAGAUAUGGACUUGACAGAUGUCUUGCAGAUGCUGGGUCGUGCGGGACGCCCGCAGUUCGACACCUCGGGUAUUGCUCGCAUUUUCACUCAGGAUGCAAAGAAAGCCUUCUACAAGCACUUCCUGCAUACUGGAUUUCCUGUCGAGUCGACUCUGCACAAAGUCCUCGAUAACCACUUGGGUGCCGAAGUGUCUGCGGGAACCAUCACCACGAAGCAGGAUGCACUCGACUACCUGACCUGGACGUUCUUCUUCCGACGCCUCCACAAGAACCCCUCCUACUACGGGCUGGAGAUCUCGGCUGAGGAGCACAACACGAUGGCCGCUCAAUCUAUUGCGCAGGAGUUUAUGAUUGAUUUGGUCGACCAGUCCCUCGGUGAGCUCGCCGAGUCGUCUUGUGUCUCUUUCGACUCGGCGACCGGCGAUGUCGACCCUACCCCCUUCGGCAAGAUCAUGAGUUACUACUACCUCUCGCACAAAACCAUCCGCUACCUCAUGGCGCAUGCCAAGCCCAACCCGACUUUCCACGAUGUUCUGAGUUGGAUGUGCUCUGCUAGCGAGUUCGAUGAACUCCCCGUUCGGCACAACGAAGACCUGAUCAACGCCGAACUGGCUAACCACCUACCCCUCUCCGUUGACUCGAUGGGCGAUCUUCCCAUGUGGGACCCGCACGUCAAAGCCUUCCUUCUCUUGCAAGCUUACAUGUCGCGCAUCGACCUCCCGAUAUCCGACUAUGUCGGUGAUCAGACCUCCGUUCUGGACCAGGGCAUCCGUAUCAUCCAGGCCUCCAUCGAUGUCAUGGCCGAGUUGGGCUACCCGCACGCCUGCCAGAUGUUCAUGAGCCUGCUUCAAAGCAUCAAAUCCGCCCGCUGGCCCGAAGACUCGGCCUUGUCGAUCCUGCCCGGCGUCGACGUUACCGUCGACCCCAAGAGCAGCAAGAACAACAACCUCCCUCCCUCACUUGCAGCCCUCGCCGCCCUCCCGGCGGGAGCCAUCUCUUCCCUGGCAAGAAAGCUCCCGCUGUCCUCGUCGCAAGCCCAAUUUGUCAAGGCCGCAUCAUACCUCCCCAACCUCGCCGUCUCCAUCUCCACCAUCAACUCCCGCGGCAUCACCGUUUCCAUCUCUCGGAAGAACCCCGCUCUGGACCGCGAUUGUCGAAUCUAUGCUCCACGCUUCCCGAAACCCCAGACAGAGGGAUACUUCCUGCUCAUCUACACCGCGAAAGCCGGUGGCCAAGACGGGGAGCUUCUAGCCCUGAAACGCGUCUCCUGGCAAACCGGUCCGCGGGGACGCAACAACGGGACCGGCAAAUCUGGCCGUGGCGGUGGUCGUGGUGGUGCUGGCCCCUCUUCUAGCAGCGGCGGCGGCGGCGGCGGCGGCAGCAGCAGCAACAAACCCAAUGAACGGCAGCACCAACUGAACGUCCGCUCAUCGGUCAAAUUCCCUGAAAACCCCUCAGCACCGACCCCGAAGCAGGUCAACGUGCGCGUGAUCAGUGACUCCUACCCUGGAAUGGAGUGGACGGUGGCCGGGGUGGAUGUUCCCACUCCUAGUGCCACGGGUGCUGAAACGCAGAGUGUCCCGGAAUCCGCGAUCCCGGAUAAGGGUUGAGAGUUUUUUGUUCCAGUUAGUACAUGUACCUAGCCCCUUCUCUCUGCUCUAGAUUCAAGGGUGGUCUCAAGUAUGGGCAUGGAUGGUGAGAC